Messenger RNA from Bombus impatiens (common eastern bumble bee), 1919 nucleotides. Its product is annotated as alanine--glyoxylate aminotransferase 2-like. Gene Ontology annotation, molecular function: transaminase activity; pyridoxal phosphate binding. Gene Ontology annotation, cellular component: mitochondrion. Lineage: Eukaryota; Metazoa; Arthropoda; Insecta; Hymenoptera; Apidae. The record is from RefSeq and is a predicted model, not a curated record. The transcript is spliced from 9 exons. Bases 170 to 1627 code for a protein of 485 amino acids.
CCCCACCACUCUUGACGGACAAUGAGCAAAGCUCUAUAUAUGACGUCACCGGAGUAGGUCGCGGCACUCAGCUGACGACUGCAUUCAGAAGUUCGAGAGGCCGUAACUCAUUCCCAUUAUACUCGUGUUCAGGCUUUAAUCAAGAAGUCAUACUAGAUCAUUUUCGAACAUGGCCGAGUCAUUGGAACAGAUGCCAAAAUCUGAGACGAUCAGACUGCGGGAGCGAUAUAUUGGGCAAGCGUGCAAAUUAUUUUACAAAUCGAACCCUUUGAAAAUUGUUCGAGCCGAGGGGCAGUACAUGUUCGAUGAGAGAGGCAAUCGUUUCUUGGACUGUAUCAAUAACGUUGCUCACGUGGGUCACUGCCAUCCAACGGUGGUGCGCGCAGGCCAAGAACAAAUGGCUUUGCUCUCCACCAACAACCGUUUCCUCCAUGACGAUCUGGUAAUCUGCGCGCGUCGUUUGACCUCGCUUCUUCCGGAACCACUGUCCAUCUGUUUCCUGGUAAACUCGGGCAGCGAGGCCAACGAUCUCGCUCUUCGUCUCGCUCAAACGCAUACCAAGAACAAGGAUAUUAUCACCUUAGAUCAUGCUUAUCAUGGCCAUUUGACUUCGAUGAUCGAUAUUUCGCCGUACAAGUUCAACAAACCGAACGGGCCUGGCAAAAAAGACUGGGUUCACGUGGCACCAUGCCCGGAUGUUUAUCGAGGGAAGUAUCGCGAUAUCGACCACCCUAACGAAGAUCUGGGCGUGAAGUACGCCGAUGAUGUGAAGAAUAUUUGUCAGAAUCUGAAGAACGAAGGCAAAGGCGUCUGCGCUUUCAUCGCUGAAAGUUUAAUGUCUGUCGGUGGGCAAAUUCUGCCACCACAGAAUUACUUCAGAAACGUGUACAAACACGUUAGAGAAGCCGGUGGUGUUUGCAUCGCGGAUGAAGUUCAAGUCGGAUUUGGAAGGGUUGGUAGUCACAUGUGGGCCUUCCAGCUUUACGGCGAGGACGCUAUACCGGACAUAGUCACCGUAGGAAAACCCAUGGGUAACGGACAUCCUGUGGCAGCUGUGAUUACGACACCGGCCAUUGCUGGAAGCUUCAAAGACACUGGAAUAGAGUACUUCAAUACGUAUGGGGGAAACCCAGUGUCUUGCGCCAUAGCAAAUGCCGUGAUGGAAGUGAUCGAGCGAGAGAAUCUUCAAGAGAACGCUUUGAAGGUUGGUAAUCAUCUGAUGACGGAAUUGAGGAAGCUGGCCAAGCGACGAAAAAUUAUCGGUGACGUACGAGGUGUCGGACUGUUCGCGGGUAUCGAGUUGGUGCGCGACAGGAUCGAGAGAAGCCCAGCGACUUCGGAAGCGAAGCACGUGGUCUCCAGGAUGAAGGACAGGAAAAUUUUGAUAAGCAGCGACGGCCCGGACGACAAUAUCUUGAAAUUGAAACCGCCGAUGGUAUUCACGAUUGAGAAUGUAAAUCACUUGGUGUCUACUUUGGACGAAGUUCUCGAGGAAGUGGACAUUGGCGUCGAAAAGAAGUACGAGCCCACGACGACUAUUUUGAAGGCGACGAUCUCUAAAAUGGACGUGGAAACGGAUAACACCACGUGUUCAAGCGGGAAGCCGUUGCUUGUUCGCGCUAAUUAACGAUUAAUUUAAGCUGAACCUUAUAUUAUAAUAUAUUUAUAAAACACGAUGGCCGUGUGCCUUAUAUUUAAGAUAUUACUGUUCGUGAGCUGAAUGACUAUUGAUAAAUAUGUUGUGCAUGUUUCUGAAGAAUAUCGUGUGUAUAUGUAUGAAAAGAAUUACAGGUGAACAGAGAGAGAUGAGACUACAGUUAAGAUUUAAUUAAACGUCGAAUUAAUAUUCGAGGUAAUAAUACUUUAGUAUAUAUAUUGUAAUAAAUAUAAUCACUAUAAAUAUACUAUAUUUUUGCAUA